Sclerotinia sclerotiorum 1980 UF-70 is the source of this 639-nucleotide messenger RNA. RefSeq lists its product with no specific name. Bases 1 to 639 code for a protein of 212 amino acids. The record is from RefSeq and is a predicted model, not a curated record. Lineage: Eukaryota; Fungi; Ascomycota; Leotiomycetes; Helotiales; Sclerotiniaceae. The transcript has a single exon.
AUGCCUUACACUGUACCACCAGCUAGCAAGGUAUCCAUCUCUUUGCCAAAUGAGUUCACGGAUAUUGAUCUGCGCUCAGAUGAAGUCUCGAAGGAGCAGGUAAGCAAGAAGCACAACCAACAGCCCCUUAAGCCAAGAAAGAAAACUGCAAAACAAUGGUACCUCAUUGGCAUCUUGUUCUUCAUCAUUGUAAUUCUUUCAGGGUUUAUCGCCUUCCUGUUGACUCAUCCCGAUAUCAUAGGAAAGCCAUGCCUAGCCCCAGUCAAUUUCGCCGAGCCCAGCACAUUAGUCCACACUCGAACCAUCAUUCGAACACGCUCCUUGAACACAACGACAAUCACAACACAAACAGCUAACAAGACUAACCCCGCAUCUCAAGCCACAGGUAUGGCCCAUGACAUUGAUCCUGUCGCAGUUGCAACUUGUCUCGGUGUUUUGGAAAACGCUUGCGCAAUGAAAAAUUCAUCGACAACUUUCGGCGAGUGCGAUCCGUUGUUCGAAUUUUUCUACUGUGAUCUCACCGACAUGAUGAUGUUUCGAGGUGCAAUAGAGCCCGAUGCUGAUGGUUCGAGUACCGUCUGUCAGCCAAUGAAGAGAUUUUGUUCGAAAGCUACCGCCUUGAACAAACAUUCCCUUUAG